Molecule: messenger RNA, 4235 nt
Organism: Etheostoma cragini (Arkansas darter)
Lineage: Eukaryota; Metazoa; Chordata; Actinopteri; Perciformes; Percidae
Product: nuclear receptor ROR-beta-like
Exons: 10
Coding region: 428-1927 (499 amino acids)
Biological process (GO): regulation of transcription by RNA polymerase II
Cellular component (GO): nucleus
Molecular function (GO): nuclear receptor activity; zinc ion binding; RNA polymerase II cis-regulatory region sequence-specific DNA binding
Source: RefSeq, a predicted model, not a curated record
AGAGGAGCUCUCGGCAGUGAGAUCAUGGGAGAGUCCACGCUUGGAGAAAGUAGGUUAGCAGGGUAGACUAAAGAGGGAAGGAGGCAGAGCGCAAAGGGGGGGUCCGAUCACCGGUCGUCCACCGUUGGACUAGUCUUUCAAAAAAAGUUCUAUUCUCCAGUGCGCCGAGGCUGUGACGAUGCGAUCCAAAGCGACUUUAUUCACUCUUUCAUUCCGUUCGGACUUAACCGAGCGAUAGAGGAGAGGAGUUUCGGAUAGUUCUGUAUUUUUUUUGGCCGUGCUUAACGAGAUCUGUCUGCAGCCGGGGACCAAGUUAAUAUUUACAGAGCCAGUUCACUCCGGGCCCGGCGGUUUAUUCUGUCACCUACAUGAAACCCAUGUAGCCGAGUGUUUCUACCGUCCAGCCAAGAGAAAAGACCACAUCACAAUGAGAGCUCAGAUCGAGGUCAUCCCCUGUAAGAUCUGUGGGGACAAGUCCUCAGGAAUCCACUAUGGAGUCAUCACCUGCGAAGGCUGCAAGGGUUUCUUCCGUCGCAGCCAGCAGAACAAUGCCAUGUACUCGUGUUCCCGCCAGAGGAACUGCCUGAUCGACCGAACUAACCGUAACCGAUGCCAGCACUGCCGCCUACAAAAGUGUCUGGCUUUGGGCAUGAGCAGAGAUGCGGUUAAGUUUGGCCGUAUGUCCAAGAAGCAGCGUGACAGCCUCUACGCUGAAGUGCAAAAACACCAGAAGUCCCAGGAGUGUGUGAGUUCUGCCGGCGGGGGUCCCACUGCUCUGUCUCUACCCAAGAAGGAGGCCGUCUGUGGCGUGGAGGAUGGCGAAGAGGCUCUGAGCCGGUCCUACAGCAGCGGGGGCUCCCCCCUGAGCGACCUGGAUGACAUCGCAGCGCUGCCUGACCUGUUUGACCUGCCGCUGACUCCCGAGGAGGCCCGCAAGUACUGCAGCCUGGAGGUGGUCGGCAGCGGAGCCAGCACCGGGAACACCUCCAAGUCAACGUCCUCGUCUUCCUCUCCCUCAUCCCUGUCUAAUCAGAAUUCCCCGCGGCAGACUAUGCUGGACGGGCCAGACAGCAACGGGAUCCAGCUCCUGCAUACACACUCCCACACGCACCCGCUGCUGGGACACACACAUGCACUGCUGGACCAUCUGCCUGAUGACUGCUCAAUAACAGACCUUGAGCGUAUCACUCAGGGUAUUGUUAAGUCUCACUUAGAGACGUGUCAGUACAGCAGUGAAGACAUGAAGAGAUUUACCUGGAUACAAUACGCACCUGAAGAAACGCGUGCUUAUCAAAGCAAGUCAGCUGAAUGGAUGUGGCAGCAGUGUGCACACCACAUCACUAAUGCCAUCCAAUGUGUGGUGGAGUUUGCCAAACGCAUCGCAGGCUUCAUGGACCUGUGCCAGAAUGAUCAGAUUAUACUGCUGAAAGCCGGCUGUCUGGAGGUCCUGCUGAUACGUAUGUGCCGAGCAUUCAACGUCAACAACAGCACUAUUUUCUUUAAUGGGAAGUUUGCUCCGGCUCCGUUCUUUAAAGCACUUGGUUGCGAUGACCUGGUCAGUGCAGUGUUUGAUCUGGGAAAAGGAUUCUGCCGUCUACAGCUGUCUGACGAAGAGAUGGCUCUGUUUAGCGCCGCCGUUAUUUUUUCUCCUGAUCGACCCUGGCUAACAGAAGGCCAAAAGGUUCAGAAACUCCAGGAGAAGGUCUACCUGGCUCUGCAGCACAGUCUACACAAGAGUGGUGCUUCAAACGAGAAACUGGACAAGAUGGUGUCCAAGCUGCCCACAAUGAAGUCUAUCUGUAACCUCCACGUUGAUAAACUUGAGUUUUUCCGUUUGGUCCACCCAGAUACCGCGUACAGUUUCCCACCACUGUACCGGGAAGUGUUUGGCAGCGAGAUGUCUCUGCCGGACUCCACCAACAGCUAGACAGACAGGCCGAGACAAAACAAGAGAGAUGGACAAAGUAUAUUAAGAAGUAGGAAAGCAAAAAAGGAGAGACAGAGAAGGAUAGAGAUGUUGAAGCUCAAUGACCAGCAGUUAUGAGACAAUCCAGAACUUUAAAUACUCCGUCUCCAAUGAUCCCAAAGUAGCUCCACUUUCCCAGCAGGCAAAGCACCUUACACUACAGACCACACAUGCUCAUGGUCCUCGGCAUAUUGUAGCAUUAACAAGUGGAUGGGCAUCCUAAUAAUACAGCUCCAAGCUUUAACACUUGUUAAACCACUGAGGUUUACCCAACCAGAUAUGAAUGUACCUCACCAAUAAGCACCAGUGCACAAGCCAGAACCCAACAACAAUGAAUGUACAACCCUGCCACUCUAAGAUAGAGUUUUACAUAAAGUAUUAGAAUGAAGUUGUGUUGAUUCGCCAGGUAGUGUAUUAAUACAGCUCUCAGUCGAUAUUUCUUACUAUAUAUGGCUAAUACUUCUUAGUUUGGUACACAUGCAUAUUCAUGCAGACAAUAUCAUUGUACUGACCAUCAAUUAGGGACCAAGAGAAAUUUUCUCUGAUAUAAAAAGAAACACAUAGAUAGGAUAUGACUUACGGCUUAGGCUGACCUCUUUAAUCAGCUGAGAACCAGCUUCCCACACAUGUAGACGGUGUUCGGUGCUGCCUUUUUGUAAACUCGUGUAAUGCAAUGAGAAACCUCAGUCCCACGCACCCCUUUCCUUGUAAAUGCCCCUUAGAGACAGGACAAGAUGAAAUUAUCUUUAAUUUAUAUACACAUUUAUAAACAAAUAUUUUAAAUAAAAAUGUAAAUAGAUGACUAUAUGUAGAGUUAGAAUGUGUGAGUUCAGUUAAGAGAGAAAGGGAGAGAAAAGUGCAUCGUAAGAGAUAGAGAUAAAGAUGGAUAUUUCAGGAAAACUAAUAUUUGGACUCAAAUCGUUUUCUGGACUACUUCCUCUCUUUUGACAGUACUCUCAGGUUUCCAUGGCAACGGCCCCCUCUCGGCCUGAUGGCAAAAUCCAGCUGGGUUUGGCGCGGUUACGACGCAAAACACUUGUUGGCUUUGCAGACGCGACACAGCAGGUGGGGCAGUGUCCCCCCAAACAAAGACGGACCAACAUUGCCUUGGUUUUGCAUUUAAACUGAGAAACUGUUGGCGCUGCCACCCUCGGCUCAAAAGACAAGAGGACAAAUAAAGGACACUAAGGAAGAGACAAAAGCAAAGCAAGAGAUGACGUCAUGAACUGUAGAAUAAAAUACACCGGGUUUCCCUACCUGUUUCUAACCAGCAGUCAGUACCGUUUGUGUAGUAUAAUUGUCUUUCACUCAUAAGGUUUCAGUUGGUUACAAGCCGGAAUGAUGAUGAUCUAAAAUAUGUAUCAUAAACCCUCCACGCUGGUUGGAACAACUGUAUUAUUUUGUACAUUUGCUGUUCCUAUCUCCUUUAGUCCCAAACACCAAGCACUUGUACUUUCCUCUUCCUCACUGGACACUAGUCUAAGGCCAGACAGAGCUAGCAGCUGCCCCCCUGAGUUGAGCCUCAAUGCCAGUAAGGCUUUUCAGUCAAACUGCUUUAUUAAUUUAGUUUUUUAUUCAAUAUCUGUCACCCAUAACUGUUUACAUUUUUCACGCACGUAAAUCACACGCUCUCUGAAGUUUGCUAGCACAUUGAGAUGAUGAUGAUAGUGUCUUACUCUGGGUGCCGUGAAGUUCUUGAGCAGAGUCUGAGUACCUGCGUCUCAGGGAGCUGGCUGUGGUCUCUUGUCCCUUUAUUACCAGUGUCAUUGUUCAGCCCCGUGCUCCUCACACCUUUGCACCUCAUAUGAGACCCGUAACCAUAAUCACUGUGGACGUAAGUUCUAUUUUUGUGAAUGUUACUCACAAAGUGUCAAAGCCCUUCCCAUUUGUUCUAAUAUUGUGACGUCAAAUUUACAAAACAUAGGAUUAAAAAAAAAAAAAAUCAACACCAAUGAAUAAAUCAUUUAGAGUUAAAUAUGAAUUCCUUACAAGGGUUAAAUGUUUGUUUUUGUUGUGAUUUUUAUUUGUCUUUAUGUGUCUCCACUUUUGUUUUGAAAAGUCAGUGAUCUAUUUUUUUUAUUAAAAAAGAUUAGGUAAAAACAAAAAAAGAGUAGUUUGUCUCCCUUCUCUUUCCCUGUAUGACAAAAUGUACAAGAGGUCUAUUAAUAGUCCAAAAGUAACUGAGUUACACAGCUCGAUAAAUAUUGUUGUCCAAUGGGAUACAUUAUAUGUGGUUUUAAGAAUGUAAUAAAUGGUUUCUUUGUCUUUU